GUCGUCUUCCAUCCGGGUCUGUCUCAGCGAUUCGGAUUUGAAUGGUACUCUAACCUCGCUCAGAAGACCACGCCCUCCAGCUACCAUAGUUGGAGCGAUGUCGAGACUAGACGAUGUCGCGGUCCUCUUCACAUCUUGUAUGAAGGACCCAGUGCGACCAAAAGGCUGCGCCAGAUUGCUUUGCGGCUGCCUCCACGUCUUGGACGGCCAAAGUGAAGAUACCCGAUUUGCGCUGCUGGAGCGCUAUAACAUGCCCAACUACGAAGACUAUGAAUACAUCCGCAGGACGUACUCCGAAUAUUUAAGUGCAUGCGCUGCCUUCCUCAGUUUGCCGCUCUCAACUCAGGAUGAAGAGGAACUCAAUUCCUCUUUGCGGACAUGCACCUGCUUCCGCAGAGACGAACGCAACCCGGGCGAGCUGCUCCUAUGGCUACACACGUUCGAGACCGCUCACGAGUUUGCCCUGGACGACUUCAUCCAAGCUCUCAUUCGUCACCUGGCCGGCAUCCUCAACAACGCAGUCAAGACAAAGACCGUCCCUGGCGUUGCUGCCUUGCGCGGUCUCAAACGAUACCGUAAGAAGUAUGCGGCAAAUCCACCGUGGCCCGUGGACAAAUCCCAGCUCAUUCCCCAUGGCAUCGAGCAGUCGAUGAAAGGCUACGCGGAAGCCUUCCGCUGGUGUCCUCUUGACCGCUUCCAUGACGGUCUUCUUCUCGUCGACAAACUUCUCGCCAUCUGCGGCCGAUCAGUCAUUGCCCACCUUCUCCAAUUCCUCCCCGAGUUUCCCAUCAGAAUCACUGGCCUUUCUAACGCUCUCUGCCAAGAGUGUGAGGCGACACGGGGAACAACUGUCGAUUUUGGCGUGGAACGAAGCUGGAUGUGUACUCUGGUUAUUAUCGUGGACUUUUGCAGAACCCUCUUGACUCUAGGUGAAACAACCUCUACCGAUAUCUCGUUGUUUGUCCGCGUAGCCGCGCCGUACAAAGGCACGAACAGAAGCAUCGGUCUCCUCUUCGUAUGCGACACAAUCCUCAAUCACCUGCCGCUUAUCCGGGAGAGUACCACCCUCUUUACUGAGUUCUACUUCAACGAGUUCGCUAUGACGUUCGCUCGCUUUGGCGCGAUAUUUUACUCGUACAACUCACCCGAGGACACCACCGUCUACCAUGACGCAAUCCUCCUCCUGCAUGAAGAACUCGCCGACGAUUACGAGGACUCAUCGAAGGCUGCCUGGGAAGGCUUCGUCUGGAUCUCCGCGAUACGACGCUGCUGCGCACCCGAAUGCCCCGAGACUUUUGUCACCGCGCAGCGAACAUUCGCUCGGUGUGCAGGCUGCGGCGUCCCACGGUACUGCUCGCGCGAGUGCCAGAAACUCGCCUGGAAGCAUGCAGUGUUCCCACACAAGGAUGUUUGCACGAAGCUGCGCGUGCUCAAAGAAAGGACGAAUCUCCCGAAAGACCGGGUCCUGACGCAGAAUGAGCACAUGCCCUUCAUCGAUGCAUGCAACGCUGACGAUGAGCUUGCCGCGUUAGCUCAGGAGUGCGGGAGACAUCUCCGGAAUAUGAUGAAGGCGCGCAAGGAGUCCGUGCCGGAGGCGUUCGAGGCGUUUCAAGCGAAACUCGCAAAAGGAGCUGAUCCAGCCACGAAGUAAUCCCCUCCACGAGUACGUAUGUGAUUCUGCUUCUCAUCCCUUCACUGCAUUAUAACCCCUGCAACUAGUACGAACUUCUGCUGACGUGUGUGCUUAGGUAUUGGACCCGAUUCAUACCCUAUGCACAUCGUUCACCCUACAUUUCUUGUAGCUGCGCUUCACUUCCCGGAUGGUUCAAGUCGUAUUUCAUCUCACUUGCCUGUGUGUAACGGUAUUUAAGUACUACUCGUGUACCUUUCAUGCUACACGGUGGACUUCUUAGUAAGGCCGGAUCCUUCAACUCUAGUACCGCCACAAGGCGAGCGAUGUUCUGCAUGCUCACUAGUCGCCCGUGACUUCGCAGGUAGUACAAACGAGAGUAACUCUUUUUGGUCAGCAACGGAGACUA
Messenger RNA from Rhodofomes roseus, 2039 nucleotides. RefSeq lists its product as uncharacterized. The record is from RefSeq and is a predicted model, not a curated record. The transcript has 2 exons. Bases 98 to 1651 code for a protein of 517 amino acids. Lineage: Eukaryota; Fungi; Basidiomycota; Agaricomycetes; Polyporales; Fomitopsidaceae.